Molecule: messenger RNA, 3589 nt
Organism: Siniperca chuatsi (mandarin fish)
Lineage: Eukaryota; Metazoa; Chordata; Actinopteri; Centrarchiformes; Sinipercidae
Product: histone H1-like
Exons: 1
Coding region: 2243-2863 (206 amino acids)
Biological process (GO): nucleosome assembly
Cellular component (GO): nucleosome
Molecular function (GO): structural constituent of chromatin; DNA binding
Source: RefSeq, a predicted model, not a curated record
AGUAAUCAGUAAUCAGGCCUAUUGUUUUCUGGCUACACCUCCCUCAUCACUGUUAAGUACCUGAUUAGCAUGUGAUUGGCUUGACCACGGUGUUGACCAAGCCUUAAUAAUGUUACCAGCAGCUAUGCAUGAGAGGCACAAACUGGGACUACUGAGCCACCAUUUAUACUACCACAGUUGAGGGGUAAUAAAGCAGUAUGAAUGAGAGGCACAUUGUAAAGCGCUUUGGAUAAAAGCACUUUAUAAAUGCAGCUAUUAAUCUUUAAGUUCUUCAGAUACACACACAUCUGAGACAACAAUAGAUAAGAAAUAAAUGAAUGCGUUAUGAUAAGGGAACAGUCAAGAAGGCUAAAAAUCAAAGUAAUGUGGUUAAAAUCGGAAAGUAAAAAGGUUAAUAAAACAAGAGAUAAGAAUAAAAAUAGUGUGUGUUGUUCACAAAAAGAGUGAUUUAGUAGGAGACCUCUCGUGUCCAGUUUCUUCCCUCGGAUGUUUGAACUUCUCUGUGCAGAACGACGUAUUUGCAGAAACGUUCGUUCAUCUGCUGACCAGGAAAAGUUUCACCUUCGUGUUCACACGAGCAUCAUUUUGUGACAUCACAACACACGUGUGAUGUGGAAACUGGAAGCCUCCAGUGCACAAACACCACAAAUGGACUUUUCAUUGAAGUAGGAGUCAUCUCAUGUCCAGCAGUUAAACUUUGGAAAAGAAAAACUAUUUGCACAUUCGUUCAUUUCAAUGAGGGAAAAGGAGUAGAUGUGAUUUUAAGAAAUUUAAACAAUUCAGCUGUUUUGAGAAAAAACACUUCAGACACAAAUGCUUAUUGAAGCAGGUUAUUUCUAAAUGUCUUAAAACAUGUCUGGAGGGGAUCUUUAAAACCCGUUCAGACUCAGAGUCCAUUGUAAUGGAUGUCCAAUAUUUAUUUGUCUCAGCCGUUGAAAAUUAGGUUUUAACAUUUGACUUUGGCCAAGUAACUAAAUUGACUAAUUAACUAAUAAACGUCAAUUUUUGAAACGUCAGCUGCCAGGUGACGGAGUUCAGCACCUAAAGUUAAACCAGAAGUUGGCAGAUCUGAAAUCAAAUAAAGUUAGCACAGCCAUUUCAGUCUCAAAAUGUUUUUUUUAAACUGUGUUUUAGAUAAUAAAGUUAUCAAGUUGAUUCCAGAAGAUUCGGGGAAUGAAAAAACAAAAUAGUUGUUUGUAAAUCUAGAAAUUAGGGAAACAUUUUCCACCUGUCACAAAACAUAUUCAAUGUCAAAUGUAAUAUCAACAAAUGAAAUUAAUAAGACACAUUAUAGAUCCCCAAUUGGCCUUAAUGGCUGCAAAAGAGGGACAAAACAGCUAGAAGAUGUCCAAUAAUUUAACUGAAAUAAAUUGACACUGUAGACCUACUCAUGUGUGUACUUAGCUCAAACAUAGUUAAAUGUUUAAAGUAGAAAACAUUUUCUAAUCAAGCUGUUUUUUUCUCUUUAUUAAAACAUAAAGCACUCACCUAAUUAAGUUAUUUUCAGUUCAUCAAUGAUGUAUUAAUCACUGUAACUAUCAUCUGUUACAUUUAGAGCCAUUUCAGCUCUGACUGAAUAUAUCACAUGCUUCUGCUCCAGAGAGAGCUGAUAUUGGUCAGUUAUUGAUUUAGCGGUAGAACCAUAAACACACAAGUUGUCCUCAGCAGGAGAAAUGUCCACAGCUCUGACAGGAAGUCUGGCUGCACUGCUCCACCGGCCUCUGCCAUCAUCGGUGUGCUUGCUGCUGCCAGAAUAUCUUGAGUUUAUUGCAAACUGAUCACCAACAGAUGGUUGUUUUUACUUCGAGUCCCUGAACGAACAUGUGGCUCAGCUGGCAAACGGCUUUUGAUGGAGCUCGGAUGCAUUUUAAUACAUUUUAGGAGAGAAAUUAGUGGGAUAAGCCGCCGAGCAGCGCCGGUCAAGGCGGUGAAUAUGUGAAGUUUGGAGGCUCCGCCAACAAACUGCAGAGCUCCGCAUGACCGCAACAUGAAGAGACACGAGUCCGCUGUCGGCUGCUUCGCUGGCAGCCUGCAGCUCUUCUCCCAGAGUUAGUUUGGAGGCUUUUAUCGGUGCAGAGAAAACACAAAUGGCGGCGUCCAGCCUGCGCAGAGGGGCCGCGAGCCGGGCUGAGUCUCCACGGUUCUCACGGUGUGUAUAAGUGCAGCCUCCUGCUCGGAGCUCCGCAACAGUCCCGUCAGACUCUCGUGUUAUCGUCAGGAGGAACCGGUCUACGAGCACAACAUGGCAGAAGUAGCUCCGGCUCCAGCCGCCGCCGCCCCGGCCAAAGCAGCCAAGAAGAAGGUUUCCAAGCCGAAGAAGGCUGGCCCCAGCGUCGGGGAGCUCAUCGUCAAAGCCGUGGCCGCAUCCAACGAGCGGAGCGGCGUGUCUGCGGCCGCCCUGAAGAAGGCUCUGGCUGCCGGAGGCUACGAUGUGGAGAAGAACAAGGCCCGCGUCAAGAUCGCCAUCAAGAGCCUGGUGGCUAAGGGGACUCUGGUCCAGACCAAGGGGACAGGCGCCUCCGGCUCCUUCAAGAUGAACAAGAAGGCGGACACCAAGGCCAAGAAGCCGGUGAAGAAAGCCGCUCCUAAAGCCAAGAAGCCCGCCGCAGCCAAGAAACCCGCAGCGGCCAAAAAGCCCAAGACCGCGGCCCCCAAGAAGCCGGCAGCGGCCGCUAAGAAGUCCCCCAAGAAGGCGGCGAAACCCGCAGCGGCCAAGAAAGCAGCCAAGAGCCCCAAGAAGGCCCCCAAGAAGGCCGCCAAGAGCCCCAAGAAGGUGGUCAAAAAGGCCCCCGCAGCCAAGAAAAGCCCCGCAAAGAAGGCCGCCAAGCCCAAAGUGAAGAAGGCAGCACCCAAGAAGAAGUGAGCUGCCAUCAGGAGAACUAACGGCCCGACAAAAGGCUCUUUUAAGAGCCACCACAGCCUCCUUAAAGAGCCUCUUCCCGCCUAUUGUUUAGGAUGAUGAUGAUGAUGAUGAUGAUGAUGAUAGGACAUUAGGGUAAUGAGGAUGAAGAGUAAUACAUUCACUGCCUCAUUUAAUAUUAAUAUUAUGUUUUAAGUACCUACAUUUACAGGAAAAAUAAAUAUAUGCACCUCAGAGAACCACCUAUAUUUCACAAACAGCCAGUAUAUAUCUUAACUUAGUCAGUAUAACUGCUUUCUUUAAUAUUUUAUCUUAAAUUAUAGACCUAUAAAGAAAAACAAACAUUUUCUUAUAUCACCUAUAUUUCCUAAACAGCUAAUUCCUAUUUAAUGUUGCCAUGUGGUGUAUUAAUGGGUGUAUUUCCCUGUUUCUACAAGCUCCAAUGUUUCAAACAGUACAAAGUGAAUACGAGCAGCUGCAGCAUCAAUCAGAAUCAGAAAUACUUAAUUGAUCCCAGAGGGAAACUCUUUUGUCAAGUCAGUGCACACAGGAAUAGAAGUACUAAGCAAAAAAUGCAAUACAGGUAAAGUACCUACAUUUAGAGGAAAAAUAAAUCAAUGCACCUUCAGAGCUAAAACAGCUAAUUCCUGUUUAACUUUUUUUAUUUGAUUUGCCAUAUCAACCAUAUAUUUAACUCCUCCCUCUCAGUGUCUGUAUGACCCCAAGUCA